AUGGGACAAGAUAACCACACAAGUGUAUCAGAAUUCCUCCUUCUGGGACUUUCAGAGAAACCAGAGCAACAAUUGCUCCUCUUUGGGAUCUUCUUCACCAUGUACAUGGUCACCAUGAUUGGGAACUUGCUCAUCAUUCUGGCCAUCUAUUCUGACUCCCACCUCCAUACUCCUAUGUACUUCUUCCUCUCCAACCUGUCCUUCGUGGAUCUCUGUCAGAUAUCCACCACAAUGCCUAAGAUGUUGAUAAACAUCCUGACACACAACAAGGCCAUCCCCUAUGCUGGCUGCCUCGUCCAAAUGUAUUCUUUUCAUUUGUUUGGAACCAUGGAUAGUUUUCUCCUUGCUGUGAUGGCCUAUGACCGUUUUGUAGCCAUCUGUCACCCACUACGCUAUGCAACCAUCAUGAGUCCUCGGCUCUGUGUCCUGCUUGUAGGAGGACCCUGGGGUAUCACCAAUCUCCAGUCAGUGGUACACACCUCCCUAAUGGCCAAGUUGACCUUUUGUGCAGACAAUAAAAUCCCCCAUUUCUUCUGUGACCUCAUGCCUCUGCUGAAGCUCUCCUGCUCUGACACUCACAUCAAUGAGCUGGUGAUUUUAAUCUUUGGCAUCUUCAUGGGUAUAAGUCCCCUGGUGUGCAUUCUUCUCUCCUAUAUCUGCAUUUUCUGUGCUGUCCUUCGGGUUCCUUCUGCCAAGGGGAAAUGGAAAGCCUUCUCCACCUGUGGCUCUCACCUUACUGUGGUCUUACUCUUUUAUGGAACCAUUUUUGCUGUGUAUCUGCAGCCCUCAGGACCCACCUCUCCACAAAAGGACAAGGCAGCUGCUGUGAUGUGUGCAGUAGUCAUACCCAUGCUGAAUCCCUUCAUCUACAGCCUGAGAAACAGGGAUAUGAAGAGUGCUUUAAGGAAACUCAUCAGCAGAACAUCCUCACAGUAAUUGGAGCCACAGGCUUAGGGGGCUAUGAGACAAGCACCUGGGGAACUCAAGACUAGCCCCUUCCUGCUUUUCACUGGACACCUGCAUUGCCACCACCCAAGGUCUUCAGGUAUCUAUACCCUGAGGACCACAGUAGGGUUGCCACAUUUUAAGAGUGAAACUGUCAUGUUGAAGAGCAUCUAAAGAAGGACAACUGGAAUGAGGAAGAAUUAGAGGCCAUGAAAGAUCAAACGAAAGAACUAAGAAUGUUUAGUGUAGAGAAGAAAAAUUUAAUAAGACACAAUAGCUGGGUUUUGAGUGUCCAAGAGGCUCAGAUAGAAGAGGGAUUAUUGGAAUCAAUACUAUAAAUAAAGUCUCAGAGUUAAAUGGAACUUUAAAUGUCAUCUCAUCCAAGCCAUCCACAAAUACAAGAAGCACUUGUGAUAUCAUCAGCCUUGGGGAGCUCAAGGUGUGGGAACUGAAAUCUACCUAUGCCUUAGUAGAUAAGCCCUUGAGAAUUACCUGAAUUAUCUAAGGAUUAAGUGAUCUGUACAUCCUUAUGCACUUAAUAAGUAUCAGAAACAAGAUUUUAACUCUGGUCUUCCUAACUCCAGGCCCUGCACUCAAUCCACCAUGCAAUAUUGCCUCAUACUUCAAUAACAACAAAAACUUGUUGAGCCAUGAAGUUGCAGAGUCAUUGUUGAUCUGCAUUGGUAGAAGGCAUUUCUUCACUAGGAGUUCCAUAA
Monodelphis domestica (gray short-tailed opossum) is the source of this 1661-nucleotide messenger RNA. RefSeq names its product olfactory receptor 1I1. Gene Ontology annotation, cellular component: membrane. The record is from RefSeq and is a predicted model, not a curated record. Gene Ontology annotation, molecular function: olfactory receptor activity; G protein-coupled receptor activity. Gene Ontology annotation, biological process: G protein-coupled receptor signaling pathway. Lineage: Eukaryota; Metazoa; Chordata; Mammalia; Didelphimorphia; Didelphidae.